Arvicola amphibius (Eurasian water vole) is the source of this 2155-nucleotide messenger RNA. It is a transcript of the gene Ms4a1, whose product is annotated as membrane spanning 4-domains A1. Lineage: Eukaryota; Metazoa; Chordata; Mammalia; Rodentia; Cricetidae. The record is from RefSeq and is a predicted model, not a curated record. Gene Ontology annotation, biological process: cell surface receptor signaling pathway. The transcript is spliced from 7 exons. The coding region runs from base 80 to 976 and encodes 298 amino acids. Gene Ontology annotation, cellular component: plasma membrane; external side of plasma membrane.
AAGCGGACAGCUGACUCAGCCCUGUCUAAACCGGCCCUUGAGCCUUGAAGACUUGGAGACCCAGGAGUUUGAGAAGAGAAUGACAACACCCAGAAACUCAGUGAGUGGAACCUUCCCAAUACAGUCUACCAAAGGCCCCCUUGCCAUGCAGCCUUCUCAAAUGGCGAGCCUCAGGAGGCCCUCUUCACUGCUGGGCCCAACACAAAGGUUCUUCAUGAGAGAAUCCAAGGCUUUGGGGGCUGUCCAGAUCAUGAAUGGCCUCUUCCAUAUUUCCCUGGGGGGACUGCUGAUGAUCCCCACGGGGGUCUUUGCGCCCAUCUGUCUGAGUGUAUGGUACCCUCUCUGGGGAGGCAUUAUGUAUAUUAUUUCGGGAUCACUCCUGGCAGCAGCAGCAGAGCAAACCUCCAGGAAGAGCUUGGUCAAAGCAAAAGUGAUAAUGAACUCUCUGAGCCUCUUUGCUGCCACUUCUGGGAUAAUUCUUUCAAUCAUGGACAUACUGAACAUUACAGUUUCUCAUUUUUUAAAAAUGGAGCGUCUGAAUCUUAGCAAAGCUCCCAACCUGUAUGUUGAUAUCUACAACUGUGAGCCGGCUAACUCCUCGGACAAGCACUCCCCAUCCACGCGGUACUGCUACAGCGUGCAGUCUGUGUUCCUGGGCAUUUUGUCAGUGAUGCUGAUCUCUGCCUUCUUCCAGAAACUUGUGACAGCUGGCGUCGUGGAAAAUGAUUGGAAAAGAGUGUGCUCCAGAUCUACAUCUAAUGUGGUUCUGCUAUCAGCUGGACAAAAAAAAGAACAGACGAUUAAAAUGAAAGAAGAAAUCAUUGAGCUAAGUGGAGUAUCUCCCCAACUAAAGAAUGAAGAAGAAAUUGAAAUAAUUCCAGUGCAAGAAGAAGAAGAAGAAGAAACAGAAGUGAACUUUCCAGAACCUCCCCAGGAACAGGAAUCCUUGCCAGUGGAAAAUGAAAUCGCUCCUUAAAUGCUUUUCCCUUAUAAGCAUCAUCAUUUAGAGAGCUUCCAAGACACAUAGUUACCCCAUUCCUGUGGUCUUCCACAUCUAGUCUCCAUGUUUCUACAGCUUAUCUUUGCAUAUAGAAGCCACAUCUAGCUCUCCUUCCCAUUUGGAGAAUGUAGCGAUUGUAGCAGAUUGCGUUGUCCCUUGCUUGGGAGUCUUAUGAGAGCAGAAAUGCUGCAGGACUCACUUCUCAUCCACCUUUCUCUGGGCCGGGCAUUUUCGUAGUGGUAGUGCUUUUUCUCCAUUUUUCCAUCAGCAGCUGCAGCUGAGGGAAAGGACACACGACUGUCCCAUCCACCUCUCCGACUCUACCCACAUUUUUGGUGGAGUCCUUUCUGUAUUGCUGUCUUAAGGAAAAUAGAAGUAAUGAUGGAAGGGAAUGAGACACAUUUUUUUUCAGGGGAAAGGUCACUGUGGCAUGUUUCUCAAGCUUCUGGAUCCCAUUUGGAAAGCUGUGAAAGGCAGUAACUAACCCUGUCUCUGUACAAACAGCAGACCUUAGACAUAAGCGAGUCUCUGUGUCUUAACUUUGCCAAACUCCUGUUUCUGGGCUUCUGGUCACAUUGUCUACCUCCUUGAAUCCUUUAGUCAAGAGAAGAAAGGAUGGUGUGACAUAACGGGUACCCAAACCUCACAUCAUAGACAACAGCUGUGCUUACAGGGUAUUGUCCAGAUGAUAGAACAGUUUACAGAACACUUUCAUGUGAUCUUUCACGACCAUGAAAGAAUCCCUAGCACUAUUUUACAAUUAAACUGAAAAUAGGGAACAAGCCAAUGUAUCCUGACCCAUCACACCUAAUAGUUGUGGGGAUGUGAGUCAGAACCAUCUCUUCAAAUCCUGAUGAUGUCUGAAAUGACAGAAGUAUUUAUACCCAAUGUCCACACGGCUAUGAGCCAUGUGUUGAGUGGUAGAAGAGUCAGAACUGGAUUUGACACCCAGUGAGUAUAAACACCUAGAUACUUACAGUAUCAGAAAACCAGUCAGGACAUUAACGUGUAAAUCAGCUGGCAAGUUAUAAGAUGUAGAUACUAAGCGCUAUAAAUGAUCUCAGAAAGGUCAAGCUUAGAAAAAAACAUAGUUAAGAUGCCAACUCUCAGGACAGCCUCCUCUGUUCAUGUGCAGGGAGGCUAGCACCUGACCUA